GCGACCCAGCUUGUUCAAAACCAAGGGGGGGUUGAACAUUUGGGAUUUUUUUUUACUUGGACUGCUGACGCGUCCACCGGCUGUGCUGUAUGGACUUCUGGAGCACCGUGGCACAGCUUCCACCAUGUUACUCCACUUUUUAGUUUUAGGGGCCUUUGUUUUGCACGCUGAAUGUUACUUUUCGGAGGAAAUGUACCCGGAGGAAUCGCAGAUGCAGCCUCCUACGGUGGUUAUCGCUAUCCUAGCCCGAAACACUGCUCACUCCCUGCCAUACUACCUCGGGGCUCUGGAGAGGCUCAACUACCCCAAAGAUCGCAUCUCCGUGUGGGCAGCCACGGAUCACAAUGUAGAUAACACCACAGCCGUAAUGAAAGAGUGGCUGACUUUCAUGCAGCAAUUCUACCAUUAUGUUGAGUGGAGACCAAUGGACCAGCCCACGUCCUAUGCAGGAGAGAUGGGUCCUAAGCAUUGGCCCAACUCUAGAUAUGAGUAUGUGAUGAAGCUGAAGCAGUCAGCACUCAACUUCGCAAGGAAACGCUGGGCCGAUUAUAUCCUGUACGCUGAUACUGACAAUAUCCUCACCAACCCGGAGACCCUCAAUCUUUUGAUAGCUGAGAACAAGUCAGCCAUCGCUCCAAUGCUCGACUCUCAGGGAGCGUACUCCAACUACUGGUGUGGUAUAACUCCACAGGGAUAUUAUCGGCGGACAGCAGAGUAUUUCCCCACCCGUCACCGUCACAGACUGGGCUGCUUCCCUGUGCCCAUGAUCCACUCCACCAUUCUGCUGGACUUAAGGAAGGAAGGCAUGCAGAAACUGGCCUUCUUCCCCCCUCACGAGGACUACUCGUGGCCCUAUGACGACAUCAUAGUGUUCGCCUUCUCCUGCCGGGCUUCAGAGGUACAGAUGUACCUGACUAACAAGGAGCGAUACGGGUAUCUGAACGUACCAGCCAAACCUCACCACACCUUGGAAGAUGAUCGCCUCAACUUUGUCCACGUCCAUCUUGAAUCCAUGAUUUUUGGUCCUCCAAUGCAGCACUCAAAAUACGUCCAGAUGAUCCAAAAAAAGAGAGACCUCAUGGGCUUUGAUGAGAUUUAUCUGAUUAAUCUGAGACGGCGUGCUGACCGUAGGGACCGGAUGUUGUUCUCUCUAAAUGAGCUGGAGAUUGACGUCAAGGUGGUGGACGCUGUGGAUGGAAAUGCACUGAACAGCAGCGACAUUAAGAUCCUCGGGGUUGACCUCCUGCCAGGCUACUAUGACCCGUUCUCUGGACGCACCCUGACCAAAGGAGAGGUGGGCUGCUUCCUCAGCCACUACUUCAUCUGGAAGGAGAUGGUGGACAUGCAGAUGGACAAGGCCCUGGUGCUUGAAGACGAUGUGCGUUUCCAGGCUAACUUCAAGCGACGGGCCCUCAGACUGAUGGAGGAGGUGGAGCAGGUGGAUCUUGACUGGGACAUCAUAUACUUUGGCAGAAAGCAAGUGAAUCCUGGAAAGGAGGAGGCGAUGGAGAACAUACACAACUUGGUAAUGGUCGACUACUCGUAUUGGACUCUGUCCUACGCCAUCUCCCUGCAGGGAGCCCAAAAACUGCUCAAUGCUGAGCCUCUAUCCAAGAUGCUUCCUGUCGAUGAAUUCCUCCCCAUCAUGUAUGACAAACAUCCCAAUGAGAAGUACAAGUCCCAUUUCCCAAACAGAAAUCUACAAGCCUACAGCACACAACCCCUCCUGGUCCAGCCGUGUCACUACGCCGGUGAUCCCGAUUGGGUGAGCGACACAGAGACGUCAACUCUGUGGGACGAUGACGCUGUCCGCACAGAUUGGAGGGGCUCCCACAAGACCCUUAAAGGAGCCUCACCGCCUCCUCUAUCUGCGGCCUACAAGGAUGAACUUUAGUUCGGAGCAGACGUAGUGGCCGAGAACCUGCGGGUCAAAAGGCCACGAGGUCAGAGAGACAGAGGCUGAGUGGAGAAAGUGUUCCAAGACUUUAUUUCAGUCCACUCUGUUUCAAGACACUGACAUGCUCAUGUUUUUUUAACUGGACUUUUUAAAGCAUGCAGCUAGUCUGUGGCAAUAGGGGUUUUUUGGGACGGAAACAGUAUAAGGGACAAUGUUAAGUGAGGCUGUUUUGUAAACACGUGUCAAAUUGUUUGAGUUUUAGUUCUCUUACAAUGUCAAUACAACAUCUACACUUUUAUUCAGACAUUUUUACAACUUGUAUUUGUUAAUCUGUUGGGCACUGACUGAGGCUUCUGAAGCUGCACUGCUCCAAACUCCUGGCCUGUCCGAACAAAAUAGUAUAUUGUUAUUGCUUUUAUUUACUUUUUUUGUUGGUAGAUCAGUCUUUCUAUGCAUUCCUCCAUUUGUGCAUGUCUUUCAUUGGAACUGCUAAGAGUUAUAUUUAACACAAGGCUUGGCUGACCCCAAUUAAUAUUUCCAUUGACUUUUUUAGCAGUUUUGAAGCUGAUUUACCUCAUGGUUUUCUAGGGACAGCUUGAGUCUGAAUGUUUGCAUUUGACAAUCAAAGCAUUUUUUAUAAAUGUGUAUUUAUAUAAAGCCAUAGUGAGAUGAACUGAAACAAUCUUGAGUAAUAACACUAAAUCUCCCCUUGUUGUGUUUUAGUAUUUUUCUCAUUUCACAUUGAGUUACAGAAAUUGGAAUUCAAUUUUGAAGUUUACACAAUAUUUUAGAAGCACUCCAAAUCGUACCACCACCAGGUAAUUUUUUCCCACAUUAAAUAAUAUAUCGUACUAUUUUCUAGGUAUACAAACAACAAAACCAUACACCAAUUUAGUUUUUAUUAUCCAACCCUUAAAUUGGCAUACAUUUCAGUUGAAUCAACAGUAACCAGUGCCAAAACUCCUCUAGGAGUUUGCUGGCAAUUCAAAUUACAGCUACAGGACAUCUUCUAUGUUUUUUUAUUCAUGGUGACAUCUUUGGACACCCUCCUCUGAAAUAAGUUGUAAUUUUGGGAAGUAAUUGCAUAGAAUCAAUGCAGCAUGUUGAUACGUUACCUCCAUUUAUUGGCAGUGUAUCUUUGAGUGCUCCUACUUUUUGGAGGAAACCCGUAUGCUUUCCUGUGCUACAUGUUGUUAAAAAAAAAGACCAAAGCAGAAUUCUGUAAAAGCCAUAUCACGACGCAGCCUUUAAUAACCUAUUUGUAACAUCCUUGGGAAACUUAAAUCUAGGAGUGUUUUGAAAUAUGUCUGCACAGCUAUGCAAGUAACUGAUGUGGUAAUUUAAAUGGAUAGAUUUAAAUUAAGAUCACCAAGUUACACUAAACUUAUAUUAUGGAUGUCGAUCUUCAUUAGCAAUUAAGAUGGUCUAAUUUCAUGUAUUCAUUUUCUAUCUGUUAUUGUGUUGCUUUCCUUAAUUUGUCUUAAUUUAUUUUUUGAUGCAGUUAGCGGAUGACUAACACAACCUGAUGUCAAGUAUACGAUCAAAAUGCAAUGGCUUUUCAGACCAAGACUUACUGUUUGUCUUCUAGCAAUACAUUGCUAUUUCAAUGUUAUGCAACAGAAUGUUUAAUGAACUGUAAAGCAAACAUUUUGAAAACAUGAAAGUGUAGUUUUGAUAAUGCUGAUUUACUGUCUGACUGUAAUUAUUACAAUUCUUUAUAAUUGAAUAAACACAAAACUUUCUGACAAAGAA
Molecule: messenger RNA, 3649 nt
Organism: Eleginops maclovinus (Patagonian blennie)
Lineage: Eukaryota; Metazoa; Chordata; Actinopteri; Perciformes; Eleginopidae
Gene: cercam
Product: cerebral endothelial cell adhesion molecule
Exons: 12
Coding region: 125-1894 (589 amino acids)
Source: RefSeq, a predicted model, not a curated record